UAACUUCAUCUCAUCACAGCCAACUUCAACAAUAUUUCAAACCAUCAAACACGCACUUUCCCCUUGAUAAACCAUGGCAGCUGCUACAAUGGCUCUUUCUUCCCCUUCUUUUGCUGGACAGGCGGUGAAGCUCUCGCCAUCUGCCCCAGAAAUCUCUGGAAAUGGAAGGAUCUCUAUGAGAAAGACUGCUGCCAAGCCUGCCGCAUCUAGCAGCCCAUGGUACGGUCCAGACCGUGUUAAGUACUUGGGCCCAUUCUCCGGUGAGUCCCCAAGCUACUUGACCGGUGAAUUCCCAGGUGACUACGGGUGGGACACCGCUGGACUUUCAGCUGACCCAGAAACCUUUGCCAAGAACCGUGAACUCGAGGUGAUCCACUGCAGAUGGGCUAUGCUUGGUGCUCUUGGAUGUGUCUUCCCCGAGCUCUUGGCCCGUAACGGUGUUAAGUUUGGCGAGGCUGUGUGGUUCAAGGCCGGAUCCCAAAUCUUCAGCGAGGGUGGACUUGACUACUUGGGCAACCCGAGCUUGGUCCACGCACAGAGUAUCUUGGCCAUCUGGGCUUGCCAAGUUGUCUUGAUGGGAGCUGUUGAGGGAUACCGUGUUGCUGGUGGACCUCUUGGUGAGGUUGUUGACCCACUAUACCCUGGUGGCAGCUUUGACCCAUUGGGCCUUGCUGAAGACCCAGAGGCAUUUGCUGAGCUCAAAGUAAAGGAGAUUAAGAACGGCAGACUUGCUAUGUUCUCUAUGUUCGGAUUCUUCGUUCAAGCCAUUGUUACCGGAAAGGGUCCAUUGGAGAACCUUGCUGACCACCUUGCAGACCCUGUUAACAACAAUGCCUGGUCCUACGCCACAAACUUUGUUCCCGGAAAUAAGUUUGGCGAGGCUGUGUGGUUCAAGGCUGGAUCCCAAAUCUUCAGCGAGGGUGGACUUGACUACUUGGGCAACCCAAGCUUAGUCCACGCACAGAGUAUCUUGGCCAUUUGGGCUUGCCAAGUUGUCUUGAUGGGAGCUGUUGAGGGAUACCGUGUUGCUGGUGGACCUCUUGGUGAGGUUGUUGACCCACUAUACCCUGGUGGCAGCUUUGACCCAUUGGGCCUUGCUGAAGAUCCUGAGGCAUUUGCUGAGCUCAAAGUAAAGGAGAUUAAGAACGGCAGACUUGCUAUGUUCUCUAUGUUUGGAUUCUUCGUUCAAGCCAUUGUUACUGGAAAGGGUCCAUUGGAGAACCUUGCUGACCACCUUGCAGACCCUGUUAACAACAAUGCCUGGUCCUAUGCCACAAACUUUGUUCCCGGAAAAUGAAUAUCAUAAAACAUUCUUAAACUUAGAUUGUUUUAUGGCCCUGUAAAGUUGUUAUGAUCGUUGACAAUAGAAUGAAUUUUUGUUUAUCUUC
Lycium barbarum (goji berry) is the source of this 1388-nucleotide messenger RNA. RefSeq names its product chlorophyll a-b binding protein 21, chloroplastic-like. Gene Ontology annotation, biological process: photosynthesis, light harvesting in photosystem I; response to light stimulus. The coding region runs from base 74 to 1297 and encodes 407 amino acids. The record is from RefSeq and is a predicted model, not a curated record. Gene Ontology annotation, cellular component: plastoglobule; chloroplast thylakoid membrane; chloroplast envelope. NCBI's taxonomy places the organism in Eukaryota, Viridiplantae, Streptophyta, Magnoliopsida, Solanales, Solanaceae. The transcript is spliced from 2 exons.